Messenger RNA from Perognathus longimembris pacificus (Pacific pocket mouse), 2973 nucleotides. It is a transcript of the gene Catspere, whose product is annotated as catsper channel auxiliary subunit epsilon. The coding region runs from base 1 to 2865 and encodes 954 amino acids. Gene Ontology annotation, biological process: flagellated sperm motility; sperm capacitation. Gene Ontology annotation, cellular component: sperm principal piece; CatSper complex. Lineage: Eukaryota; Metazoa; Chordata; Mammalia; Rodentia; Heteromyidae. The transcript is spliced from 22 exons. The record is from RefSeq and is a predicted model, not a curated record.
AUGUCGGCCGGGCUGGCGGCGGCGCUGCUGUGCUGGCUGAGUGGCUGCGGCUCGGCCUUGUGGAGAUACUCCACUCACAGCCCAGACUAUCGCAUUUUUAGUACCAGAAGUGCUAUUAUAAUACAGUAUGAAGGAACAGCAUUUUCUGAGUGGAGUGUGCCAGCAACUUGCACUAUCCAAAAUAAAAGCUCACCCACAACAGAAUUGCGUUGUUUCAUUCCUGGUACUCAGGUUAUAAAACCAAUAGUUACAGGCCCGGAAGAAGAAGAAGCACGAUACUUGCUUGUGGAACAUUCUCAUAUCUGCUUUCUGUGGUAUUACACAGUGACAAAUAAUCUGGAGAAUUUGACCCAGACGCUCACGAUCUGGGUGUAUGAUCCUGAACACUCAAACGCCGACGAGCUUCAGUGGAGUGCAGACACCCCGUCAGAGAAAUCCAUCGUAUUAACCAAGGUACUGUCAGCCUUGGGACAGCAACCUACAAUACAUACACUUUUGAAGAGAAGAGUUUACUCCCCAGCUGACAUCCAGAACGAGGGGACCUGGACAGUCGAGAUACCCAUGACCUCCGAUGAUGUGCUGAAGGAGAUCAAGGGGAACCGGGUGGAUUUUCAAGAUUGCUUCAUCGCGAACCUUCCUUUCCUGCUCAUGGCCCCUCUGCGGACCAUCCCGGAGGAUCCUGGCUUUUUACCACUCACCUCGCCCGCUGGGACGCCGCUGAUGACCGUCUGGAGCACGUGUCGGUUUUCGUUGGUUGUGGUGGUCGCCAGCAUGGAGACCUUUCAAACCAAUGAUUCUUUUCAUACUUGGACCAGAGUCAGAGUGCCGCCGGGCGUUCUGAGUGACGUCGAAAGGCACAGCGUGACUGACGUCAUCCUGCUGACCCAGGAAAUCGUUUUCCUGAUAAAGGGCUCUCUCUACCUGAGGACCUUGCAGGAAUUCACGAGGCUUCAGAGCAACGAAGGCCUUCCUCGGGAUGGAAUCCGUGGCAUUGAAACAAGGACAUGGUGUGCAAGCAUGUAUGUGUUUAAGGUGAGUGGAAGAUUCUGCCAUAGUGUCAUAUUGGCCUGGACAGAACACGAAAUUUACCUCGGAUACUCUUCAUUCAAGUUUGUCAAAUUAAUAACCACAGCAGAACUGAAAAGUAUUCUUGGUCUUCCGUCUCAUGACACUCUGACCAUACAACACCUGGGGUACACCCUGCACCCCGCAGAGUUCGCUGUGUUAGUCCAGCACUGUGUCUCCUGCACUGCCGGCACAAAGGUUUACCUCAUGACCUAUAACGAACAUUCCGCCCGGUGGGCUUCCCAGGACUUCGCCCUGGAGAUUCCCGUGGACACCGUACUCAGAUCGCGUUUCCUGUACUCAGCCAUGCCAGAUCUGGUGAUGUGGGACAGAAACAAAGUGUACUAUUGUUACCAAAACUUCACCGUGACCGGAAUUAUGCAAGCAACUACUGGAGAGGAGGACCUGUCACUGCUAGCCGGUGGCAGCAAUAUUUAUGAUGUUUUUGUAGAUUAUUUUGGAAAUAUUAUAGUACUCAUGGAAAAUAACGUCAUGUUUUACUCCAAGAUUAAUGUGAGAGAUGCAAUAAAACUACACGCGUGGACAAGUGAGGGGGUGGAAUCCUCCUUUGCGCUGAGCGCGUCGUCGAAGGUGUACCUGGUGACCGUGUCGGAGGACGGCACGGUGCGACCACAGGAGUACCCCUUAAAGCUGGAGGUGCAGAGCGUGACCUCGAGAACGGAGGACCAGUGCCCGUACAUGGCAUUUCAUAAUAACAUCUUUCAACUGUUUUACUUCUUGGACAAAGGAGAAGGCUUCACUGUUUGGUCUCAGAUCAUUUAUCCGGAAAACGCUGGUGUCGAUAUUGUUGUGGAAUCCUAUGGCCCCAAAAUCUUAAAAAUGCAGAAAGUAACGCACUAUGAAAUCGCUCAGGGCUACUGCACGAAGACCAUAACCAUUACCUUUUCUCAAGAUACAAAUUAUGAGUCGAUACAGGAUUACUUCAAAGUGCAAGAGAAGAACUCGGGCCUGGUGCUCGUUCAGCUCCGAGCUAGUGAAUACUCGAAGACAUGCCCAGUCGCCCAAAAGGUGUUCCAGAUAGCGGUGGGCUGCGACUCUCAUAAGUACAUUGCGGUUGGCGGGUUUAGUAAAACCGAAUGCCAACACCGUGAUUUUUCUUACAUUAUUGACAAGUCCUAUCUGCGACAGCAACCACCUAAAGACUUGAAGGUCAGGUAUGACUGGGGGAAAUUUGGCUGUCCAUUGAGACUUGAUUUCAGAGAAAAGUUUCAACCUUUGAUUCAACUGUUUGAUGAAAAUGGCUACGUGAAGGACGUUGAUGUAAACUUCAUCGUGUGGGAGGUUCAUGGCCGGGACGACUAUAGUUUUAAUACCACCAUGCUCCAGAGCGGAUGUCUAAACGAAGCGCAAACGUGGGAGCUGAUGGUGGCGCGGAACCCACACCUGCCGCUGGAGGAGGUGUGGGGACCCGAGAACUAUAGGCCCUGCUUUUCGUAUGCUAUUGGAACACCAGGAGACUUGAAUCAGCCCUAUGAGAUCAUCAACAUUUCUAAUUAUAACCAUUUAUAUUGGCCCAAUGACCACACAGGAAUGUAUGUGUUUCGUGUGAAGAUCUUGGAUCCGAACUAUAGUUUCUGUAACCUGUCGGCCAUAUUUGCUGUGGAGACCUACGGAGUGAUCCCCAGGCCCAACAUCUACCUGGUGGUUUCCUUACUCUUCGUCCUGGUACUCGUGUUCUUGUCCAUCCUGGUCUUCAGCUACUUUUACUACCUGGGGAUUUACAGACAGUUCAUCUACGAACCGCUUCACAAGCCAGUGGGUAAACAAAAGAAAAGUUAGGGGUAGCAAAAGUUUGUUCUGGAAAAGUGAAUAUAAUGUGUGUGUGAGUAUGUGUAGCUAUGUUGAGUGUGUUUGACUAAGAAAUACUUGAAUCAAAUUCAAGAUCUG